Messenger RNA from Dibothriocephalus latus, 201 nucleotides. NCBI's taxonomy places the organism in Eukaryota, Metazoa, Platyhelminthes, Cestoda, Diphyllobothriidea, Diphyllobothriidae. The record is from the annotation of a GenBank genome assembly.
AUGAAUAAAAUGGAACUCUCCAAUCUGCAGGUAGCCCUCAACAACGAGAUUCGCGAGCGGGAGCUGGCUCAACAGCAACUGCGCGAUCUUGAGCAGCAGGUAGACGAACUGAAUAAGCGGUGUUUCUGGCUUGCAUUGGAGAAAGCAGCCAACGCCGUGUCCCGCUUGGCCUUCUUGAAGCCGGGCGAAGGUGAAGAGUGC